ACGUGAUCGUGAUUCAUGAAAAUGAAAGUAAAUUCCGACACUUUUGAACUGAGCUGAGACGCCAUUACAGGGAGUCAGAUCUCUGCUGAAAAACACACGUUUGGAGGAUUUUUACCAGAAAGUUCAAGAGACACUAAUUUGGUGAGUUAAAAAUACUUAAAGAUCAAAUGGCUGAGAGAGCUCUUCUUGAAAAUUUCCUGAGCUGCCAUGUGUGUUCAGAGACUUUCAGAGAUCCUGUGUCUCUGAGCUGCGGCCACAGCUUCUGUUCAAGCUGCCUGCAGAAAUUCUGGGAACAAACUAAAAACAAAAACUGUCCCAUUUGUAAAAGAAAAUCUUCAAAGGAUCGUCCUAUUGCCAACUUUACACUGAAAGAACUUGCUGAUUCAUUUGCUGGGAGACAGAAAUCUGGAUCAUCAACAGUGGUGUGCAGUAAACAUGAGGAAGUGCCUAAACUGUUCUGUGUGGACGAGCAGAGAGCUGUGUGUCCUGUGUGUGACUUUUCUCUCCACCAGAGUCACAAAGUGGUUCCUGUAGAAGAAGCAGUCAGUGACCUGAAGGAGCAGCUGAAAUCUGACUUAAAGUCUCUGCAGGACAAGAGGAACAAAUACAAACAAGUGGAGGAAACAUACAAUGAAGUGAUUCAACACUCCAAGAAGCAGCUGUUGUCUACAGAGCGGCAGAUCAGAGCAGAGUUCAACAAGCUCCAGCAGUUCCUGAAAGAGGAAGAGGAGUCCAGACUGGCAGCUCUGAGGGAGGAAGAGGAGCAGAAGGGGAGGACUAUCAGCAGAGAGAUGAAGAUGAUUGAGGAGCAGAUCUCCUCUCUGUCAGACAGCAUCUCUGCUGUUGAAGAAGAGCUGCAGAAACACAGCGUGCCAUUCCUCAGCAGUUAUAAAGACACUCAGAGCAGAGCCAGAGCCCAGAGCUCAGUGUCAGAUCCACAGCUGGUCUCAGGAGCACUGAUAGAUGUGGCCAAACACCUGGGCAACCUGUCCUUCAGAGUGUGGGAGAAGAUGAAGGAGAAGGUCCACUUCAGUCCUGUCAUUCUGGACCCAAACACUGCAAACCGCUGGCUCUAUCUGUCUGAUGAUCUGACCAGUGUGAGGAAUGGAGACACAAAGCAGCAGCUUCCCUAUAAUCCAGAGAGAAACACUAAGUAUCCCACUGUUUUUGGCUCUGAGGGCUUCAGCUCAGGGAAACACAGCUGGGAGGUGGAGGUGGGAGACCAUCCUGACUGGAAUAUAGGUUUAGUUAAAGAGUCUGUUGACAGGAAGGGAGAGCUUUUUGCUUCACCUAAAUAUGGAUUCUGGUGUUUAACACAUAAAGCUGGAAAAUACACUAAUGGUGAUGGUCAGACUGUGACAGUGAAGAAGAGUCUCCAGAGGAUCAGAGUCCAGCAGGACUAUGACAGGGGGGAGGUGUCCUUCUAUGACACUGAAGACAUGACUCACAUCUACACUCACAGAGACACUUUCACUGAGAAACUCUUCCCAUUUUUCAGUAUUGGAGAAGCAGGAGACGCCAAAACCUCUGAUAUCAAAAUCUGUCAAACUGAGAUUUGAUUGUAAAGUGAUUCUUUGUUUUAACUGUUUUUUCAGUACAGCAGCAGGGUUAAUUUUAGGGAAAUUAUUAAUCACACUGUCUAACUUCAUUAUCAGGUUUUAUUUCAUUUUGUUGUUCUAGUGGAACUAUUAGCAAUUCAAUGAAACCAAAGCAACUUUUUCAUGUGAAAAUCUUGUGACCCACUCGAGUUUCUGUAAGAAAUUAUUACAUUUUUUUCUUGUUUCUUUUAAAUUAAUAUUUUCAGAAU
Maylandia zebra (zebra mbuna) is the source of this 1807-nucleotide messenger RNA. Its product is annotated as nuclear factor 7, brain-like. Gene Ontology annotation, molecular function: zinc ion binding; protein binding. NCBI's taxonomy places the organism in Eukaryota, Metazoa, Chordata, Actinopteri, Cichliformes, Cichlidae. The record is from RefSeq and is a predicted model, not a curated record.